Molecule: messenger RNA, 740 nt
Organism: Arabidopsis arenosa
Lineage: Eukaryota; Viridiplantae; Streptophyta; Magnoliopsida; Brassicales; Brassicaceae
Source: the annotation of a GenBank genome assembly
GUCCUCUAGGUAGACAGUGACGUACUUAAGAGCCAUGAGAAGAAGCCAAGCCAUGUUCUUCUGCUGAGCCUCUCUGAAGAAUACACAACUAGCUUUUUAUAUAGCUCAAGAUGUUUCAUCGCGAGGUUGUACAAAAGAGCUUUUUCGUGCAACCAUGGCUGGGGUUAUGCAGAAGUUCCUUAUUGCAUCAAUGUUCAUGUGGAUUCUUCCUAUUGCAAUAUUAUAUGGAUUCAACAAUGAUUUGCUUCCUGGUUCAACAACAUUGUCUCCACAUUCUCUGACACUACUUAGUGGAUUUCUUGCGGUGGUAUCAGUCAAUGUAGUGAUUGUUUUCUACAUCUGUCUGGCCUUGAAAGAACCUGUGGAUAAACACAAGCCAGACGCUUCGUUUGUCGCAGAGGCCAAAGAUAGUGUGAAGAAAUUGACAUCAGGAGUCACAAGUACAGACCCUGCGCUCAAGAAACAAGAGUGAGCAAAACACAUCCCAUUAUUUUAAAACAAGGAACAGCGUUGAGAUUGCAUCAGAUGAAGCAGAGCUCAGGUUCUUCAGUGUAUUAUCUUGUAACUGCAGAAGUUUCUUGGCUGCUAUAUCAUUCUGUAUUGUGACAUCUGAGGGUUUUGGGUUAGUUGAGCAGAAAAAUACGCCAUGUUGAUGUUAAACAGAGCCAAGAGCUAAUGUUUUAGGACAAAAGUUCACAAAACCAUAACAGUUGUGUCCAUAAUUAAUUAUCUAAAAUUUU